Carcharodon carcharias (great white shark) is the source of this 2620-nucleotide messenger RNA. It is a transcript of the gene glb1, whose product is annotated as galactosidase, beta 1. Gene Ontology annotation, molecular function: beta-galactosidase activity. NCBI's taxonomy places the organism in Eukaryota, Metazoa, Chordata, Chondrichthyes, Lamniformes, Lamnidae. Bases 184 to 2097 code for a protein of 637 amino acids. The record is from RefSeq and is a predicted model, not a curated record. The transcript has 17 exons. Gene Ontology annotation, cellular component: vacuole. Gene Ontology annotation, biological process: carbohydrate metabolic process.
ACCAAUCAGCUGAUGGAGGAAGUCACAAGAAGAAUGACACGGGCUGUAUGGAUGCUGCUGGCUCUGAGCUUCUGUCCCUUUUCGCCAUAUCAAAUUUGUUUUUGAUCACCUGAUCUGUAGCUGGUCCUGUUCUUGAUCUCCCUGACCUUCGGAAUUCAGAACAUCGUUAGCAUCGAGCAGCACAUGCCAAUGAGUUCAUCCAGCAGAACGUUUCAGAUUGAUUAUGACAAUGACUGUUUUCGAAAGGAUGGUAAAGAGUUCCGCUAUAUUUCGGGGAGCAUACAUUACUCUCGUGUACCUCGGUAUUACUGGAAGGACCGUCUUAUGAAAAUGCACAUGGCGGGACUGAAUGCUAUUCAAACAUAUGUGCCGUGGAAUUAUCAUGAAACCAUCCCAGGUAAAUAUGACUUCACUGGAGAUAGAGAUUUGGAAUCCUUCUUAAAGUUAUGCAAUGAUAUUGGUUUGCUGGUCAUCUUACGAGCCGGACCCUUUAUUUGUGGAGAAUGGGACAUGGGUGGUCUUCCUGCCUGGCUGCUUCAGAAGAAGUCAAUCGUCCUCCGAUCUUCAGAUCCAGAUUAUCUCCAGUAUGUAGACAGAUGGAUGCAUGUUUUCCUGCUCAAGAUCAAACCAUUUCUAUAUCAGAACAAUGGACCAAUAAUUUCUGUACAGGUGGAGAAUGAAUAUGGUAGCUACUUUGCUUGUGACUAUGACUACCUACGGCAUCUACUGAAGCUCUUUCGGUACUACCUGGGUGAUGAGAUUGUUUUGUUUACAACGGAUGGAGCAGACCAAACGUACCUCAAGUGUGGCUCUCUGCAAGGACUCUAUGCUACAGUGGAUUUUGGUCCAGGUGGGAAUGUUACCAAAUCAUUUAAAGCUCAAAGAUAUGCAGAACCUCAUGGACCAAUGGUAAACUCUGAGUUUUAUACAGGGUGGUUGGAUCACUGGGGUCAGAAGCAUUCUGUGAUCAAGAAGGAGAUUGUUGCUAAAUCAUUGGAUGAAAUCCUUGCUCUUGGAGCCAAUGUUAACAUGUACAUGUUUGAAGGUGGAACAAACUUUGGCUACUGGAAUGGAGCAAACUCUCCCUAUUUGCCGCAGCCAACAAGCUAUGAUUACGAUGCCCCUCUGUCAGAAGCAGGAGACCCAACUGAGAAAUACUUCAGCAUUCGGAAAGUUAUUGGAAAGUACAAAAAGGUACCUGCUGGUCCAGUACUGCCUGCAACCCCCAAAUUCGCAUAUGGGUUAAUACAAGUUAAAAAGUUGCAGAGUGUUGCAGGAUUGGUUAACCUGCUGUCGUUCUCUGGCCCAGUCAAGUCUGUUUACCCACUGACGUUUGUGGAGAUGAAGCAGUAUUUUGGAUAUAUGCUCUAUCGAACCACCCUGCCAAUAAAUUGCACCAAGGGUACCCCGCUGGCAUCGCCCCAGAAUGGUGUUCAUGACAGAGCCUACAUCAUGGUGGAUGGGGUUUUCCAAGGGAUUCUGGAGAGAAACAAAGUCAUCCCAAUCAACAUCACUGGACAGGCUGGAUCAACACUUGAUAUCUUAGUGGAAAACAUGGGCAGAAUAAAUUAUGGAGGAGGCAUCCAUGACUCUAAGGGACUGGUAACUAAUCUAACCUUGGCUUCGAAUAUUCUGACUGGCUGGACCAUCUACUCAUUGAACAUUGAUGAAGCUGUGGCAAGAGGCUACUUAACCAAACUCCAGAAGGGCCAGAGGCUGACUCCACCAGCUGAGGUUAAUGUGCCGUCCUUUUAUUUAGGUGCCUUUAAGAUUCCAAACGGUAUUCCUGACCUGCCUCAAGACACAUACCUUAAAUUUCCUGGAUGGUCCAAGGGUCAAGUGUGGAUCAAUGGCUUCAACCUUGGUCGCUACUGGCCGGCUAGAGGUCCACAAAUCACUCUGUAUGUUCCUGCUCAUAUUCUUAGCACCUCUGCAGUUAACAACAUCACGGUGCUGGAGUUGGAGAACGCACCAUGUGUAGGAGAGCUUAACACAAACUGCGCUGUGGAAUUUGUGGACACCCCUGUUUUGAAUGGUACCUCAGCUUACACAAGCCUACACAGCAGAACUUUCAAUAGGUAUUCUUGGCAUGCGUGAACAAAAUGCUUAACAAUCUUAAUCUGAUGUGAGGGGUUAGUAUGUGAGGACAAGCACUGAUGAUCAUGUCUUUUGCCACUUUUAACAGAAGCUAAUGCUAUUCUAUCAGUUUUUUCUUUGCUGACUCAAAUUGCUGAUAAAUAAACCAAUGUUGUGACCAUAGAACCAUCUGGGUUUGUAGGGAAAAUAUUGUAUGAAUGAAAUGAAAGAAUUAUUGCACAGAUCUACGGCUUUCCCUCUGCUCUUGAAACUGCAGAAAGCCCCACUGAGCCUUCGACAACCUUUCAUUGGAGUAAUAGAUAACGUGUGUAAAAAAUAUAAUUGCCAAGAAAUGAAACUGAUUUUGGGGGUGAUCACAAUGACAUUGGUUAGUUUAAUGUUGACCUUUAUUAGAUUUAACAUAAGCUUUGGAGAAAAUCAGGGCAUGAUUGUAACUUUAUCAAUGAAUGUAGAUAAUAAAUCCUGAUUAUCAAACUUCCAAUUGUAUUUUUAAGGCUAAUAAUAAAGACGGAAGGAUUUUUAA